This is a messenger RNA of Xyrichtys novacula (pearly razorfish), 1668 nucleotides long. NCBI's taxonomy places the organism in Eukaryota, Metazoa, Chordata, Actinopteri, Labriformes, Labridae. The record is from the annotation of a GenBank genome assembly.
AUGUGUGACCCCUCGAGACGUGGGAUGCGGUCGGUUGAACUGUCCGCAACCGGGGUGACUAGUUUUAGAGGCAGAGAGGCAGCCUGGCAGGACCGCAUCGGAAGAGGAAAUACUUACGACUUUCCAAAGAUGAAAAUGUCACGGGAACUGCCGAAAAGACACGAGAGCAUGAUGAACAGCGAGGACCCGGACAUUGAGGUUGUUGGUGGCGACGUGGGUAAAAAGCUACACUUUAACCCCGUUAGAGCGGCAGUGGCAUUACAGCUGUGCAGAAAGCUCAAGGUAGACUGUAGUAGCAAAUUCACGGAUGUCUGUGAAUUAGGAGCUCCUUGUAAGAACGUGAAGAUUUAAAGCGACGGGAAUUGCUUCUUUAGGGCAGUCAGUGUAGCCGUGAGCGGUACCGAACGCCAUCACGGAAGAAUAAGAGAAGCCGUGGUGAAUCACUUGCAAAGCAAUGAAGCUGCGUACGCCAACAUUCUGAGAAGGGGUUACCUUUCGGUGUCGGACUACGUCGACGCAUCUGAAAUCGGCUCUCUAGGAAGUUGGGCGACAGAGGUUGAGAUUCAAGCGACGGCGGAUUAUUUGGGCGUCGACGUAUUCACGUAUUACACCGACCGUUGGCUUCGGUACAGUUGCGACAGCGUUCGGGUCUCUAAACAGGGGAUUUAUUUAGCGAAUAGCGGCAGCCAUUACGAGACCGUCGUUUGUGUCACAAGUCCUCCGAAGCGGUCUUGUCGCGGCUACUGCAAACUAGGCGUAGUUGCGUCAGACACGUACGAUUGUCUGACCUCAAAUUCUGCCUACGCCGAUUCUGCAUCUCGAUCCGAGAUUGCUUCGCCGUCACCGACAUCGAUUCGUCCGGAUAACACGGUGUCUGUGAAUGACGUCGACUACUGCGAAAAGGCGAGCGAUGAGCGCGAGGAGGGGUCCCGCCGCUCUGACGAGCGUCGAGCUGCGAGGGAUUUUUACCGAGAUGCCGACAGUCCUCGGAGCCGCUACGAGUAUGACGAUUACCGCAGUGACGCCGCCGAGCUAGACGUCGGAGGACGCUUCGGCGAAGAUGAGGCCUGGGAGAAUAAUCCUGACGAAGAGCGUGACCGCUAUGGAUGGCUAUCAAGGAGACGUGUAGAAAAUUAUAUUAUCGUUGAAAAUAUGGAGCAUCGUCCCUACGGCGAUAGCCUUGUAACUCCGGGCGACGCGGAGGAUACCGCCGAAGCUGAUUUACCGCGUAACAGCGUUGCGGAUUGGCGUGAACUUUUCGACCGCUCUGAUGAGCGUCGAACUCCGAGGGACUGGGAGGGCACGAGUGACCGCGAUGCCGACUUUUACAGAGAUUCUGACAGUCCUCGAAGCCGCCGUCAGUACGACGAUUACCGCAGUGACGCUGCGGAGCUAGAAGUCGAAGGACGCUUCGGUGAAGAUGAGGCCUGGAGGAACGCUCCCGACGAAGAGUACGAUCGUCGCGGCCUGCUAUCGGAAAGACACGUAGAAGGUGACGUUGUCGAAGACGAGGAGUGUUAUCCCUACGGCGAUAGCCUUGGAACUCCAGGUGACGCGGAAGAUACCGGUGAAGCUGAUUUGCCACGUGACGGCUUUAUGGAUCGGUCCGAACUUUUAAACGAUGAGAUCUGUAUCGCGCUGUGGGAUUGCGAGGAAGAAGUUCGAUAG